CACAUUCUCAUCCGCCCGGGCCACUGCGAGGCGUGCGUUAUAAACGCUACGUUUUCCCCCGCCCGCGACACGAUCGGUGCUCGCGACGACGCACUUUCUCUCGGCGGCCGCGGCGCGUUGAUCGGCAGCCUUCGUGCUCGGCCGCAUGCGCUCAGCCGCCGCAGCCGCCGCAGCUGGAGUUGACGAGCACCUGACUCGCGCUCGUGCACGCGAUACUUUGCGUGAAGUACCUUAGUACUAGGCCCUUCCAAGUCCGCGAGUAGACCAAGCUGAGAACAUUAAAAGGGCGUCUUAGAAUAAGGGGGGGCUGCGCGUUGAGGGAUGUGGAAAGAGGGACUGCGUCAUUGGUGUGUCCUUGUGAUUGCCGCGUGCCUGCUCAUCUGCACACCAUUCGUCGACGCAGCGUUCAGGAGGAGCGGCCGCUGCGGCCGGCAGCUGGUGCGCCGCAGCCGCAUCGUGGGAGGAAGGGACGCCUACGACGGCGAGUUUCCCUGGAUCGUAUCGCUGAGAAUAAACGGGCAACAUGAGUGCGGUGGCACAAUUAUCGGAAAGCGAUGGAUACUUACAGCCGCGCAUUGCCUGCAAAGGGCCACCCUGCGGAACUUGCGGGUCCGCGUGGGCGAGUACCACUUGUACCAGGCCGAGCUGGGCCACUCAUCCCAGGACCUGGCGCCGGAGAAGCUGCUGCUGCACCCGCUGUUCGGCCAGCCCAAGAGGCUCAGCAACGACAUCGGCCUGCUGCGGCUCGCCUCGGACAUUCCUAUGGGCGCAUUCGCGGUGCCGGCCUGCCUGCCGUCGCCCUCCGACAGGAGCCUCUACGCCGCCGGCAAGAACGGCACAGUUGCCGGCUGGGGAUACGUCCGGGAACUGCGGCUCGACUCUUUCAAGGACGAGAGCCUCAGUGCAUACAUGACGGACGUCCUCCAGAAGGUGGAGGUGCAGCUAAUGACCAACGGACAGUGCAAUGGGCUCUACAGCGAGGCGAAAAAGUCCAUUCGCGUGAGCAGGGAGCAACUCUGCGCUGGGCAUAAAGAAGGCAAAAAAGAUGCGUGCACGGGAGACUCCGGCGGGCCUCUGAUGGUCCUGGCAAAUAACACGUACGUUGCAAUCGGCGUCGUAUCCGGUGGCAUUGGCUGCGCUCGGCCGCUGCUGCCGGGGCUCUACACCCGCAUCACUUCCUACAUGUCGUGGAUAAUGAGUCACCUGAGGAGCAGCCGCUAGCUGUCUCUCUUGCUGCACGACCAACGAGAAGAAACUGCACUGAACGACGGUUGAUCUUUUUUCUUUCCCCUUCCCUUAGAGCGCGAAACAUUGUUUUGGCCAAAGAUCACAACGAGCAUUACUUAUUCUUGGGUGUCCUCUAACAGAACCGCUUGUGCAAUCACUUUUGUGGAAAUCCGCAGUGUGAAGAAAACUUUAUGAAAUAGAACGCAGUCAUCGACUCGCACGUAGCACGAGAGUAGAACAACGAUAGAGCAAAUGAGCUCCUGAAGUAGCAAGCUACGCUGUUGAAUAAACAUUCGCCCAAGUCUAAGGAUCGAAUCCGAAAGAACCACUAUUUUGGACUUGUCGACAGAGCUACCCAGAAUGCUCGCAGUUGGCAGUAAAUGACAGCGAAUUGAUCCACAAACCUAAGCACGGGAACACUGAAUAAGCAAGUGAGCUUUGCUGAAAUCGGCAAACAGAAAGGAAAUUUUUAAUGGUACAAAAUUGACAUCCACACGAAAGUAGCACCAAGCUAUUCAAGAAGCCCAAAUGAGGUUUCUUAGAACAAUGCCCACUACUUGAAGAAACCUUCGUCUUGGUACAGGCUUUUCCCUUGAGAUAGUGCUACUUUGACGUAGAUGACUGCUUUCUCUUUGACGAAUUCUUGUCGGCGCCGCUGCGUACAUGUCGUCCGCGAAGCGUGUUCUCGUUCUAUUUCAUAAGGGACGCUGCAAUAUUUAUAAAGUAUAGGUGCCCUCGUGACACUGCGUCGCAAGUGUAUGGGCAUGAUGCAUUAUUCUAGUGUUUUCAAGUAACCAGCAAUAUCUAGACAAUACUAACCCCCGUAUUCAGAAAUGCAUCUUAUCUUGAAUCCCGUGUUUGCAUUGAUCUUAAUGAAGCCUGACGUGAACGUGCCCUAGACUCUCACGGCGUUUCCUUCGGCGCGUUCACGACAGGUGUUAUUCAGAUCAAGUCGCGCAUGGGCUUCAAGUUCAGAUGCAUUUCUGAAUACGGGGAUUAUUCUGAUUGUGGUCCGCAAUAUCUUUAUAAUUGUGCAUUAAUUUUUGUUUGUUCUUGUAUCCCUGUUUCUUUUUGUAUCUGUGGCUUUUGCACGCGUGUUCGCAAGUAUUGUGUUUGGCAUGCGGAACUCACGAAAUACCUCAUUUGUACUUCAACAAAGACCCUCGUGUGUUGUGAACUGUCUAACAACAUUUGUGCUUGUGUAUAGGUGUGUAUGUUUGGGAGCUUUCAACAAAUGUCACUUUAUUUUAUGUCGUCUAUUUUACCAUUUUCAUUCUGUUGUGCGCAACAGUGAAAUCAUACAAUCGGAGUAGCCAGCGACCAUCUUAGGCACCAACCUCUCCUUGAACACAAAUUAUGAUAGGCAGCUUCGCUCAUAACUGAAUAUGAUGAUAUAGUAGUAUUCGCAUGUUUUAUUUACAUUAGGUAUUUCUUACCUAAGAAAAUAGAGAACUUGGGAGCGAGGAGCCAAUUAGAACGACAAAUAUGGAAGUGGUUUAGGCUGACCAAAGAAAAAACGUUGGCGAAUGAAGAGAUUACGAGUGACAAUCACGCGAAGUUGAAACACUAGAACAAGUGACAAGGUUACGAGAUGACGAGCAAAACAAGAACAAGGUAAAAGCCAUAGCCAACGUUUAGAAAAGUGGUCUUGGCUUUUUGCCUUCUUCAGAUGUCGUCCACAUUCGCAUGCGCUAUGCAUACUUGAAUUCUCAAUUGACUUCGAAGACUUGGUGGAGUGUUUUGCUUCGAUCUACUUAGUUAGGCCUCAAAAUUGUAAUGAUAUUUCAAUAUCUGAUCAUUUUUGGGGGUCUACAUGCCAAAACCACGAGCUGAUUGCGAGGCACGCCGUAGUGGUGGAUUAGGGAUUAAUUUUGA
Molecule: messenger RNA, 3102 nt
Organism: Dermacentor albipictus
Lineage: Eukaryota; Metazoa; Arthropoda; Arachnida; Ixodida; Ixodidae
Product: serine protease 33-like
Biological process (GO): proteolysis
Molecular function (GO): serine-type endopeptidase activity
Source: RefSeq, a predicted model, not a curated record